Molecule: messenger RNA, 1773 nt
Organism: Mercurialis annua (annual mercury)
Lineage: Eukaryota; Viridiplantae; Streptophyta; Magnoliopsida; Malpighiales; Euphorbiaceae
Exons: 3
Coding region: 1-1773 (590 amino acids)
Source: RefSeq, a predicted model, not a curated record
AUGACGACAAAUGGGCUGUCAACCCUAAAAAUUUAUUGGGACGGUACAAUAUUAACGACUCCGGGUGGAGUUGAUUAUGUCUCUGGUAAAUCAGAACGGGUUGAGCUGACGAGUGUAGUGAAUUUUGCACAACUACAAGUCGUAAUUAGAAGGGUAAUUGGGCUGAAUGAUGCUGAUGAGAUAGUGAAGAUUUACCUACGAGUGCCCCGGUUCGUUGAACGUGGAAGAUUUCAAAAAUAUGAUGGUUUUUCUACGGAGACAGAUGUUCAUAUGGAAGUAAUGUGGCGUAAUGUUUCACGGACGCCACAAAUGAGGAUACUUGAAUUUUACAUUGUGUACAACCCUCUAUCUCAAGUACGUGCACAGUUUGAGGAUUCCAAACUAGCGGAUGUAGAAGACUGUGCGGAUGUAGAAGACUGUGCGGAUGUAGAGGACUGUGCGGAUGUAGACGAUGGUGAUGAUUUUAGUGAUGAAGAGGAGGAAGAAGAACACUUCUACGGGAUCGUUGCUGAUGACAACGAGGAUGAUGAUGAUGAUGACAUCAGUGGUGAGAAUGGAGAUGGCACCCAUGGUGAUAAUGUCGGUGGUGAGUCAGAACAAAAUGUAGAUCAUUUUCAGUCACGCCUUUCUUAUGAGUACACGCAUCAGAAUGUUGACAAGAUGCGUGUUAAUAUGAAUCUGUGGCCUGAAGAAAACACAAUAUGGGAAGCUGGCAAAGAGUUUGAACUGGGGAUGGUUUUUAGUUCGAGGUAUGCUGUCCAGACAUGUGCGACGAGUUAUCAUAUUGCAGCUAAUAAAGAAUACAAGAGUAGUCGAACAACUAGUAAAACAAUAGUGCUUGUGUGUGUGAACAAUGACACUUGCAAUUGGAGGUUGCGUGUGUCGCUUCUAAAAGGCGAGACAGAUUGGAUGAUAAUAAGAUAUAACUGCCCCCACCAAUGCAGCGGCCAAGCAAUGAACCAAGACCAUCGUAAUUUAAGAGCCCGAAAUAUAGCCGAACACAUCAACAUAAGGAUUAAAAUGCUUCGAGCGGGAAUUUUCCAAAGUCUGCGAGUUAUGCCUGGAUACAAAAACACUUGGUAUGCCAAGGAAAAGGCCAUUGCAAGCAUGUUCGGAGAAUGGGACGACUCUUUCGGCGAGGUUUGCAAUUUUAUGACAAAUGUCACUGUUGCUAAUCCCAGGAUAGUGUGGCAUGCUACAGGUACACCCAUUGAAAACAAUCUAGAAUUCAGAACUUUCAAGCAUAUGUUUUGGACGUAUGAGCCAAUGGUGAAGGGUUUUCAGUAUUGCAAGCCUGUUGUGAACAUCGACGGCACCCACACAUAUGGAAAAUACGAAAUGACUUUGCUGAUUUCUUCUGCAAUUGAAGGGAACAACCACAUCAUGCCGAUAGCUUUUGCCAUUGUGAAGUCGGAAACUGCCGCAUCCUGGAGGUAUUUUAUGAGAAUGUUGAAGAGGUAUGUUUUGGGUGAGCGAAAGGUGUGUAUUGUAUCUGAUCGCGGCUCCGGUAUUAUGAGUUCAAUGGAGGGGCCUGAGUGGGCGGGACACGCAUACCAAGAGCAUAAAAGAGUUCGGUACAUGUCAUUGAUAGAGGCGGAUUCACCUGAGGGUUAUACGUAUCUUAACCGCCUUAAUGUUACAAAAUGGAGCAUGAGCGGCGACACGACUGGAAUGCGGCAUGGUGUGAUGACAACUAACUACGCUGAGUCGGUCAAUGCGAUGCUAAAACAUUCGGGGACUCCCUAUCACAGCCAUGUUGGAAGCAAUAUUUGA